This is a messenger RNA of Neomonachus schauinslandi (Hawaiian monk seal), 1801 nucleotides long. RefSeq names its product cell division cycle associated 5 (gene CDCA5). The transcript has 6 exons. NCBI's taxonomy places the organism in Eukaryota, Metazoa, Chordata, Mammalia, Carnivora, Phocidae. The record is from RefSeq and is a predicted model, not a curated record. Bases 244 to 1005 code for a protein of 253 amino acids.
UUCCGGGUGCGGCGCGCUCUGAUGACGCCAGCGUGCCGCUGGCCCCGCCCCUGCUGACGCCAGACGUGAAGAUCGACGAACGGUGAACGGAACGCGGCGGCCCGCCCUCCUUGCGUCACUUCCGCUUCCUCCAGGCAGAGCGGGUAAUUCGAACGUUUAGGUUUCCGUCGGCCCUCCGGGUUGGCGCGAGGCCCGGCGGCGGCGGCGGCUGAGGCGGCGGCCGAGAUCGAGACCAAGGCUAACAUGUCCGAGAGGCGAACGAGGUCCGGAGGGUCCGCCCAGCGCUCUGGGCCCGGGGCCCCAUCUCCUACUAAGUCUCUGCGGAGGUCCCAGCGGAAAUCAGGCCCUGAUCUCCCAAGCACCCUCCCUGAAAUCUGGCCCAAGGCACCCCAUGCGGCUCCAGUCAGAAAGCCCAUCGUUUUGAAGAAGAUCGUAGCCCAACCUGUAGAGAUCCCGCCUGUCCACACACCUCGAAGGAGCACAAGGAUUGCUUUUUUCUUGGAGAAGGAAAACAACCCUCCUAGCAAGGAGCCUGCUAAGGAGGAUCUCUUCAAGGCAUGUAAUAUACCCGUCACCCCCACCACCACCCCGGUGCUGUACCCCCUGAAUGUUGAGUCCAACUUCAGGGAAGAAGAGCUGGACGCCAGAGACUUGGAAAUGUCUAAGAAGGUCAGGCGAUCCUACAGCCGGCUGGAGACCUUCGGCUCCGCCUCUACCUCCACCCCGGGCCGCCGGUCUUGCUUUGGUUUCGAGGGGCUGCUGGGGUCAGAAGACUUGGCCCGAGUCUCGCCUGUGAUGUCUUCCAAGUUAACCGAAGCCCCCAGGGUCCCUGUGAAGCCCUGGGCCCCAGAUACAACUCUCCCCGGGAUCUCCCCACCGGCUGUGAAAGAGAAGCGCAAGAAAAGAAAGGUGCCCGAGAUCCUGAAAUCGGAGCUGGAUGAAUGGGCUGCGGCCAUGAAUGCGGAGUUUGAAGCUGCUGAGCAGUUUGAUCUCCUGGUUGAAUGAGAUGUCGGGGUGGGGGGGUGUCCCUGGCCAUCCAGGGGAGCCUGUCCCCUCCCUGUGUACAUAGCUCCUCCUCCCCGUGGAGAAGACACUUGGGGUCCCCUCCCCUGGCCCUGUUCCCUGUACAUAGGCUGUGGCUAUGUGAGGCCUGCGUUCCUCAGAGGGCUGGUGCGGUGGCAACAGCCGUCUCAGGAGAUGGGGCUCUCUGGGCCUGGCCGCGCACCACUGUCCUGUGUCUGGUCCCUGCCUCCCAGCCGAGCCUCGCCACUUUCCAGCUGGGCUGCACACUGGGGAGUAGGAGUUGCUGGCACAGCCGGAGGAGGGGGAAGGGCUGGGGUUGCAGGUGAGCAGGGACCCGGGCCGUUGUUGGGGAACGCAGCUGCUCUGCACCAGCCCCGGCCCAGGCGAUCCCCCUGCCUUGUCUUCCGUCGGGGACCUGGUUCCCAGCCACCAGUCCAUCUAUGUAAAGAGGCUUGGGUUCCCUCUUAGUUUCUGUAGAUGGGCCAGGAGAGAAUUCGUGGGUUGGGGAGAGUUCUGUCUGUGAGAGGAAGACCCUGGACACUGUAGAAUUUUACAUUUUGAAGGAGGGAGGGGAAACCUUGGUUGGGUCUCAGACCAGAAGCGUUUGCUCGGAGAAGCUGUGUUUGAUCGCUCUGCUCUGCUGUUGGGAUGUUCGGUUAAACGCCAGGCGGGUGGGACACUGGCUGCCUGGGGCAAAGGGGGUGCGUUUCCGGGUGUGGCCGCCAGGUGCCGGAAGCUGAGGCCCGGGCCUCUGGACGGGACACCUGCACAGGGCCGG